AAAAUUAUAUAACCAAGGCCAAAACGGGCAAUGCGAGGGAAAUAUCUUCUAGGGUUUUGUCAGGAGAUCCUAUAUUUUGUUGAUACCAAAGAAUCUAAAGGUUCGGCGCGUGCUGCGUUUCAAACUGAAAAAAGUCUCCAAAACUUUCAAUCCAAAAUGCCUAAGCAAAUUCAUGAGAUCAAGGACUUCCUUCUCACUGCUAGAAGGAAAGAUGCUCGCUCGGUAAAGAUCAAAAAGAGCAAAGAUGUAGUGAAGUUCAAGGUCCGUUGCUCCAAGUACUUGUACACACUUUGUGUGUCUGAUGCUGAGAAAGCCGACAAGUUGAAGCAGUCCCUUCCUCCAGGUUUGAGUGUCCAAGAUCUGUGAAAAUAGUGCUUCUCCAAGUCUGUUAUUCAAUUACUAGGCCAAGAAAUGUAGAUUUUGAUUUAUGGUUUAUUGUAUUUCACGCCAUUUGGUGUUUGGAGGAUGUACUUUUUCAUGUUCAAUUAAACCUUGGCACUCUUUAAAUUAAUUGAUUGGGAGAUUGAACAAAA
Molecule: messenger RNA, 533 nt
Organism: Gossypium arboreum
Lineage: Eukaryota; Viridiplantae; Streptophyta; Magnoliopsida; Malvales; Malvaceae
Product: 60S ribosomal protein L38-like
Exons: 3
Coding region: 31-366 (111 amino acids)
Biological process (GO): translation; protein-RNA complex assembly
Cellular component (GO): ribosome; cytosolic large ribosomal subunit
Molecular function (GO): structural constituent of ribosome
Source: RefSeq, a predicted model, not a curated record